Molecule: messenger RNA, 1601 nt
Organism: Exophiala xenobiotica
Lineage: Eukaryota; Fungi; Ascomycota; Eurotiomycetes; Chaetothyriales; Herpotrichiellaceae
Exons: 2
Coding region: 165-689 (174 amino acids)
Biological process (GO): protein folding; protein peptidyl-prolyl isomerization
Cellular component (GO): catalytic step 2 spliceosome
Molecular function (GO): peptidyl-prolyl cis-trans isomerase activity
Source: RefSeq, a predicted model, not a curated record
UGAGUCGGUUUCCUGAAUCCAACCACAUUCGCCUCCAGCUAUCAUAGUAGGCAAACUGUCCACGAAGUGCCUCCAACAUCGGCCGUCCUUCGAGCCUGAAACCGACGCAAGAAUCGGACACUUUAACACGCAGCCCAGUGGAUUCAUGGAUAUGUUACCGCAGCAUGUCAGUCACACUUCAUACCACUCAUGGUGACCUCAAGAUCGAAAUCUUCUGCGAGUCUGUACCCAAGACGGCCGAAAAUUUCCUAGCCCUUUGCGCCUCUGGAGCCUACAAUGGGACUCCAUUCCACCGCUUGAUACCUGAUUUCAUGAUCCAGGGAGGCGACACUUCACUCUCGCCUCAAAACACCGCAGAUAACCCCAUUGUCAAAGGUGGAACAUCAAUAUGGGAAGAGUACUUUGAGGACGAGAUCAAAAUUCCUGCACUGAGACAUAGCGGCCGUGGAAUGGUGUCAAUGGCAAAUAAAGGCCCGCAAACAAACGGCAGCCAGUUCUUCAUCACGUUCAAGGAGGCGCCCCAUCUAGAUGGCAAGAAUACUGUUUUCGGACGAGUCAUCGAUGGCGCAGAGGAGAAUGGCACACUCGAAAAGAUGGAGAGUGUCGAGGUGGACAAGAAAUAUCGCCCAAAGAGCGAGAAAAUCGUGCUGGAACGAGUGACGAUACACGCAAAUCCUUUGGCAAGUUGAGAAAAGACGGUGAGGGCUCCAGCUGCUUGAUUUACGUGGUACAAGUCUACGCUUGGCACCUCGACACCGAAGACGGUGUCAGAGGUCCAGCCACCAUGGGUGGGCGCAGAUGUGCGGUCGCCCGUUGACAGGGAGGUUUCGAGACGUUCUUGAGGCAAGCAUUGAUCAAGGACGUAUCUCGUAUCGAUACUUCGUGGCUCCCGAAAUCCGGAGCGUGGGUUGAGCUUCACUCGAACAGCCGCCCAGUAUGCGGACUGUGGGAUUCAAUGUCUUGCACGACAAGCGUGAUGCUGAGUACCAUGUCAACCAUAUCUCGGAAGACUCGUGCGUACGUGCUGGCCAAGCCUGGGCUGGUCGUGGCUGGCCCAACAUACCGAAGGGGCUUACGAAAAUGUCCGCAGUGCUGCAGGCGGACUUUUGAAAUCAGGCACCACCACAGAUCUUGGCCCCGCAGCUGUCGAGCUUGAUUUGUCGCAUACCAAGCGGCACUGACGUCCGCAAUUCUGGCGGAAUGUCUCCAGUGUCGUGGAGGAGGGACUCGUAGACUCGCUGCGUUUGGGGGCCGUGCCGUGGCCAUUAUUAUGUCGAAUUGGUAGCAGGUCGGCCCCAAGUAGUGAACGAGGGAGGAUAAGGCUGAAGUCUCAGGAAUCGAGAUGUUGAUACUCCGUAAUGAUGGCGUGGUGUUCCGACUAGCGCCAGCCAUUACUGUACUCGUAGCGGUCGUGAGUGGUCCAUUCCAGAUCGACAAAAGUUGAAGGGAGGUAUCAUGGAGCGCUGACAUGCGCUGGUCUGCGUGUGCGCAUGGGUGUUACCUAAGGUUUAUAGGGCUGGAGUCCCCAAAGACGAGCGAGGAAUGGGCUUAUUAGCCACGGCUGGGCUUGACAGUCCAUUAAACGGAGGUGUCAUUGGCGG